Molecule: messenger RNA, 507 nt
Organism: Ipomoea nil (Japanese morning glory)
Lineage: Eukaryota; Viridiplantae; Streptophyta; Magnoliopsida; Solanales; Convolvulaceae
Exons: 4
Coding region: 1-342 (113 amino acids)
Source: RefSeq, a predicted model, not a curated record
AUGUACAGGGACACAAUGAGAUUAUCUUUGGUUUGUUGGGAUCAAGCCAUAUGCAGCAAGCAGGUCGAACGUGCUGUGGAACAACAGCAGCUGCCCAAGGGGAACACAGGCCAAUUCGCUAUUGUCCCUGGUGAUUGCAAAUCAUUAGCAAAUGUGCAGAAGUUUUCGCAAGUGCAAGGUGCAGCCUCUGCACAGCCAGAUAGUGUGGAAUACCGAGGUCCCUUUGAGUUUGGAUUUGGCCAACCUCUGAUAUGUGCCAAGUAUCCUUAUGGAGAGCAGUGCUAUAGGUUAUAUAUACAGCUUAUGGACCUCAGGUUGUGGGGCGAAUCAUGCUGCCACUGAAUUUGGCGUCGAAUGAAGGCCCGAUAUUCGUGAAUCCUAAGCAGUACCAUGGGAUAAUUAGGCACAGGAAGUCCCGUGCAAAGGUUGAAAUGGCGAACGUAGUGCCUAAAUCCUGCAAGGUAAGACACUUGCCUUUAUAAGGUUUUGAUGGGGAUAACCUUAUUC